Molecule: messenger RNA, 5912 nt
Organism: Melanotaenia boesemani (Boeseman's rainbowfish)
Lineage: Eukaryota; Metazoa; Chordata; Actinopteri; Atheriniformes; Melanotaeniidae
Product: myosin phosphatase Rho-interacting protein-like
Exons: 22
Coding region: 141-4982 (1613 amino acids)
Biological process (GO): actin filament organization
Cellular component (GO): actin cytoskeleton
Molecular function (GO): actin filament binding
Source: RefSeq, a predicted model, not a curated record
CGACAGUCGUCAACAGAUCUGUGUUUGACAGAUGUUCGUUUACGUUGAACCGCUUCAUUUAAAGCGGUACGGCUGACGGACCGGAGCGGCUUGUUUUGGGGUUUUUCCACCGCGGAGGACAAAGCUGUACCGACGCAAACAUGUCCGGAGAAAAGCCGACGAACCCCUGCAACAAAUUCCAGGCCAACGUCUUUAAUAAAAGUAAAUGUCAAAACUGCUUCAAGUCGCGAGAAGUGCAUCUGUUGAAAGACCACAACACAGAGCAGGUGAAACCCAUCUACAGCGGCUGGUUGUGUUUGGCUCCAGAGGGGACAGAUUUCGACAACCGGCUGCAGAGAUCCAGGAAAUGGCAGCGGCGCUACUUCAUCCUGGAUGAACAGGGUAGCCUGAGCUACGCCCUGGAUGAACUGCCGAGCACGUUGCCACAAGGGACGGUGAACAUGAAUCUGUGCACAGACAUCACAGACGCCGAAGGCAGGACGGGCCAGAAAAACUCUCUCUGCAUCGUCACCCCGAUGCAGGAAAUAUUCAUCCGCGAUGACCACAAAGAGAUCAUGAACGGGUGGAGCGAGCACUUCACAGUCUAUCUGCGAACUAACAAACAGAAUCAUAAGAAAAAACGCAAAGUUGAACCCCCCGCCAAUCAGGAGCCCAGUCCAGCUAAGAUGGCAGCGACUGAUCCUAGUUUUCCCUCCUUGGAGGAAGACACUGCAGAUUCCGGUCAGUGGCAGAAAGAUCAGCGUGCUGAAGGACCAGAUGUGACCCCGGUCAGGACUGGCACCAACAUGAAUCCCCCUGGUCCUGACUGGACCCCUGCAGGUAACGCAUCCUCCUAUCUGUGCCCGCUUUCCCGGGGCUCUCUGACCUUGGAUGGCACUGGAAGUUUUGCCAACUCCGUCAGCUCCCAGGACUUGGUUGCUGUUGGAAGCACUAACACCAGCAACAGCCAGCUGGCCGAGUCGAACGUCAUCCAAACAUCAGCAAACGUCCAGAACAAGAGUCGGGACAGAAGGGACAUCUCGGCUGGGCGGCUGUUGGGAGUUGGGAAGGAGCUCAGAGGGGGGACAAUGGUCUCCAGGCAGGGCAGGACAGAGGCUCGUACCAGCCGCCGAGAGAAACUUCAGUCAUGUGGUGACACGACGCAGCUCGGUGCUUUGCCUCCUCAGAGAAGAUCCAAGUCUCUGGACCGCAGGACGUCAGACACGGUCAUGACACCAGAUUUAUUAAACUUCAAGAAAGGCUGGAUGGUCAAACUGGAUGAAAAUGAUCAGUGGAAGAAAUAUUGGUUUGUUCUCUCAGCUGACAGUCUGAGAUACUACAGAGAUGCUACUGCUGAAGAGACUUCAGAUCUCAAUGGAGAAAUUGACCUGACAAAGUGUUAUAACGUGUCUGAUUACGACGUCCCGAGAAACUACGGCUUUCAGAUCCACACCCCAAAGGGCGUCUUCACGCUGUCGGCCAUGACGGCAGGAAUCCGUAAGAACUGGAUCCAGGCGCUGAUGAAGAAUGUGCAUCCAGUCAAUGCCCCUGAUGUUGCCAGUUUACCUGGCCACCACGUGUCCUGCAGCCCACCUGGGGUCCUCCCCAAACCAGAUGUGACGCAGGACUCUGCUUCCUCUGAUGUCUCCACGGAAACAGACCCCCAGCCCCAUCCCAGCAGCGCAAUAAAACGUCGUCAACAAGGUUGCUAUAAAUCCAUUGACUGGAGCGAGUUCAGGCCUCGGAGCAAGUCGGCGGUGGAAGUAGAAACCCGGGAAACCAAACCACUGUGCUCGCUGGAGGUGGGUGACCUGGAGGGUCGGAGGAGGCGGGAGGCGAGGAGGCGGAAGUAUGAGACCAUGCUGGGCAUCUCUCUAGGCUUUGGAGAGAGGGGAGAGAAGACAGUGGACAGCUGUGUGCGAGCGCCAAGUCCAAAGUCACAGCAAAGAGUGGAGGAGGAGAUCGAGGAGUUCUGGAGGCAGGUGGAGAAGUUUGCGUUCAGAGCGGAGAGGAUGGUUCCGCUGUUCACUGAGACCAGAAACACUGCAGAGGUGGAGGAGCUGCUGCAGAGCUACAGGAAACAGGUUGAGGAACUGAAGGUCCAGCUGGCAGAGUCAGAGCAUCACAGACUCAAACUGGAAGCUCAGCUCAGCACCGACGGAUUCUGUCAGCAGCAGGUGGACCCUUUACUUUGUUCAGAAGCAGAUUUCUGCCCAGUAGAUAUGAUUAAAAUGCCACUAAAAGGCUUGAAGAAUUCAUCCAAACAGACUUCAGAGCUCCUUCAGCAGCCUCACAUCAUGGAGCCGCUCCAGCUUCAACCAUCUUCAUCAGGAUCACAGCUGCCCAGCAUCUGGCUGCAUGAUGACCAGGGUAGUUUACAACAAGUGGAGGCUUUUCCCCCUGUGACAGACGCUGCACUUUUAGCAUCUCCUGCAUCAAACAGCCAAAGCGAACUGUCUCAGACUGAUGGCACAACAUCCCACCACUGGAAUCAGCUGUUCCCCAACGCAGACACAAAAGUAAAUAACAGUGACUUUUUGAUUUUAAAGCCGGCAGAGAGAGAUGACGACGUCCUGAACCACGUAGCUCCAGACAAGAUGAUACUGAAGAGGCUCUCCCAAGAGGUCGAGCUGCUCUCCAGCCAGAAUGAAGCUCUCAACCAGCGCAACCAGGAGAUGCUAAACCAGCUGACAGAGGCGGACCGUGAGAUAGAGAGGCUGAAAGCAGAGCUCAACAGGAGGUACACCGAGGAACAUCAGGGAAAGAUGAGGCUUGAAGAUCUGCAGAAGGAGCUGAGCUCCAAGAACGAGGAGCUCCUGGAGGCCCAGAUGCUGAUCACCUCUCUGAAGGGAAACCUUAGGGAGACAGAAGCACUGCUGCAGCUGAACAGUCUGGCCGAAACCGAAGGAGUAGUCGACGCUGAAAACAAAAAAAACGCAGAGAUAGCAGAAGAAUACCUGCUUCUGUGUUUUGAGCCAACAGAGGCCAAGCUGGCUGAGCUGGAGAGGCAGCUCCAACAGUCAGAGCUGACCUGCAGGGAGCUUCAACACCACAACAAAAAGCUGAAGGAAGCAGGAGAACGUUACUCUGGGAGAGCUGCAGAAGAGUUGGAGAAGGACAGACCGGGAGAAGAAGAAAGGAACAGAAGUGUUUCUGGGAACGAAAAAAUCCAGAAAGUGAUAGAAGGAAUGGUUCUGAGGCUGGGAGCUUUGGAGAAACUACUGGAGAUUAUUGAUGGGUUAAGUUUUAUAAAAGAAACUGAAGAAGAGGAGGAAUGUUCUGCAGUAAUGAGCCAGCUGAAGUGGGAGGAAAAGUUCUGGAGUUUAUUGCUCAAAAAACUGAACGAGGAUCCAUCUGAAAUGAAGAACCCCGUAGCAGUGAUUCUCAGGGAGAUGAUGGAGCGUAUGAAGUUAGAGAAACAAAUGCUGCUAGUCAGCCAUGAUCUGCUUCUACACUCAGAUAAGGUGAGGGAAGGUGUGACAGCUGUGAAAGACUUGGGCUUUAUGUGGGACAGUGGAAGUCUCAAAGCACCAGAAGCCACAAAGAUAAAUGAAAACAGAGAGUUGGGUUUUGAUAAGCAGCAGUGUGAGAUGGAGCAACUGAAAGCCGUCACACAGGUAAAGAUUUCUUUGCUGAAGCAGAUCUCCUCCAUUAGCACCUCUGUGCUCCACAAACUGCAGCUGACUGCAGACACGCUGUAUGAUUUUCAUUUCUCAGAUCCUUGGACUGUUUCAUUCGUUCACUCUGCAGCUACUGAGGCGCUUUACCGAUGCCAUUUAAACAGGAUUCAUUCAAGAUACCAGACAAAACUCUGCCAAAGCUGCGUCAGCCUAGCGGAGGAAAACAAGGAGCUAAAAGCAAGUCUUUCAAACCUGGAGGAGAAACAACUCUACUUGCCGAGUGCCACGAUGAACACAUGCUGUCAGACAGACGAGAGUUUCUACCAGAGCACAGGGGGAAAUCCUGCAGAGGAAACACUAGCAGAACAGAUGGUUGAAAACCAACACCACGGGAUGGAAAUCCCUCUUUUAAGCAUGCAAAAGAUCUCUGAUGAACACUUAGAAGAAAGCGAUGAGGACAAUCCAAAUGUGGUGAUGGAGCAAAUGUUAGAGUUGAGAGUAAAAGUGAAGGAACUGGAGGAACAAGUGGAAGAGCUGUCUGUCUUAGCAGACCAGAUGAACCACGAGUUUGGCGAGAGGAUGAGUUCUGUGAAGGAGCAGCAUGAGAAGGAGAUGGAGAAGCUGAAGGCCACAUGUGAGCGCGGACUUACCUCCAUGACCGAGUAUCACCUGAAGGAGAUGGAGGAGCAUCAGCGUCUCCACCAGGAGGAGCUGGAGCGUCUCCUGAUGGAGAGAGACAGGCUGCUGGAGGAGGAGAGCGCCGCCACUGCAACCGCCAUUGAAGCCAUCACGAGGGCUCACCAUGAGGAGCUGCAGAGGGAGGUCCAGAGGACACGUCCGCCUGAGAGUAGCCAUGGAAACACACAACUGGAGGACAUUUACAGGCAGCACAGGGAGGAGCUGGACUCCAUCCAACGGGAGCUCCAUGUUUUGUCCCAGCAGUUUUCUCUGAAGUGUCUGGAAAACAGACAUCUUGUCCAGGCUCUGGAUGCUGAGAGGAAGGCUUUAUGUCAGUGCCAGCUGGAGAACCAGGACCUGAGGAUCAAAAACCAGGAGCUGAGCGGUCACCUGGCAACAGAGGUCACCAGACUGUGUUCGCUGGCCAAACAGGACACGCUGCCGCUCAGUCAGGAGAAGGAUCUGUACGAGAUGGAGAUCACGCUGGGAGUGAAGGAGUUUGAGGUCCAGAGUCUGAAGCAGAAGAUCACGUCCUUGAAGGAAGAGCUUCAGUCUGCGCUAAAGGACAAGAGAGAUUCAGCAAAGGAGUACAAGGACAUGUUGGCUGAGCUGAGCUUCUUCAGAGCGAAAGCAGAGCGAGAGGCCGACGAGCUGAGAGAGCAGCUGAGGCUGGCGCAUCGGGCUGUGGCACAAACUUCACCCUGAGCUUCAGCCAGAGUAUCAAUCAGUAUUAUUUCACUCCAGUGAACUGAUGAACACAUCUCACUUUAUCUCCCAGUAAUAAAGAUAUUAUAAAUUAUAUAAUAUCAAAUAUUGUUAUAACUUUUCGUUGUGUUGUGAUAUAUUUUUUAGAUGUUUUCUCUUUUUGGUCAAAUCUGUCACAGUCUGUAUGAAUGUUUUUUUCUAAGAAUUUACAUAAUUUAAAUUAAACUUUUUUCCUUAUGACAUGUUAACUUAUUUUGAUAAUGAUUUUUAUUAAACUGGUUUAAUAAAUCAUUUGUUAAUUUUCUCUUAUGGAGCUACAGGUCUUUAUUAAGGCUUCAUAAUGUGUUUGUAUUUUUGUUACUAUCCAUUAGUGAAAUAAAAGCAGCAAUUUUAAAGCAAAAUAUAAAAACUUAAGCACAUUAAAAUAUUUUUUUAAAAAAGACGUUUUUAACAGUUAACAUGAGUAUGAUCACAUGAUGUUUUGUGAGUAUUGCUCUGCAGAAAAAGAGUGAAUCAUUUAUGUCCAACCUAUUUGCUAGUUGCUUUUUUACAGCUUCCAUUUUAGAAACAAAUAACUUGCUAAAGCGACUUAUUUCAUGAACUUCCUCCCUUUGAGAACUUUAGCAGUCAUAUAGGAUUCACAGAAUGCUUCUCUAGACCAUAUUUCGAUAUCUGAUUUUAAUAAUAAAAAUGUAAUAAAACAGUUAUAUUAAUGGAAAACUGCAUCCCAUAGAGGCAUAAACCUUGGCAUCCUUCGGCAGAAACUAUAUAUAUAUAUAUAUAUAUAUAUAUAUAUAUGUAUGGAGCAUUUCAAAAAAUUAAUUUAUAUUAAAAUAAUUCUGUAUUCUGUAUUGACAAAAAUGCCCUUGAUACUAAUCCCUAAAUAGAAUAUUUUGGAUUAUAAACUUCUGGCUGGUUAGAUUUUCUAUC